This is a messenger RNA of Anopheles bellator, 3992 nucleotides long. RefSeq lists its product as uncharacterized. The transcript is spliced from 8 exons. The coding region runs from base 1 to 3903 and encodes 1300 amino acids. Lineage: Eukaryota; Metazoa; Arthropoda; Insecta; Diptera; Culicidae. The record is from RefSeq and is a predicted model, not a curated record.
AUGGCUACAAGCGCUCAAGGACCGGCCAGCACCGUACCGGAAUGGCUGACGAAGGAGUUCUUCGUCGACGCCAUAGCCAGCAAGCUGUCUCUGCCGGCGGCAGACUUUACGAUUACCGAGCUGGAUGUGAAGCCAGCGACGGCGGUGGGCGAUAACUACGCAUCGGUGCUGUAUCGGGUUCGCGUGACCGUGGUAGUGCACGGUGGAGCCGAUCCAACCGCAACGGCCGCAGUGUCCCUGAUCGUGAAAGCACAGCCCAACCUUGGGCUAACCGAUGAGAUCGUGCAGUCGAUGAACCUGUUCCCCAAGGAGAUGGGCAUGUACGCGACGCUUCUGCCCGCCUUCACGCGGCUGUACGCCGAGCGGGGCCGUGACGUCACGUUUGGACCGCGCUGCCUCAAGCUGUGCAGCGAGCCAAUGAACGUGAUCGUGCUAGAGGAUAUGCUCGAUCGUGAGUUUUGUAUGGCGGAUCGGCGCCACGGUCUCGAGAUGGACCACUGCCGGAUGGUGUUGCGGCGCUUGGCACUGCUCCACGCUGCGUCAGCGGUCUACUGCGAGCGCACCGGUCCGUACGAUGAUAUUUAUCAGAAAGGCAUGUUCUCCGAGGAUGGGCGCGCUCUCAGCGAGCAGUUCCAGAAGGUGCAGGACGAAUUCAUGUACACGGUCAUGAGCGGGUGGUCGGCAAAGGGCAAGUUCUACGCCGAGCUAAUGAAACAAUGGGGAAUGGACAUGUUUGAAGUAAUCGUUCGGGUAACUCGCGCCUCUCGGCAAACGUUCAACGUGCUAAAUCACGGCGAUAUGUGGUGUAAUAAUCUGCUCUUCCAUCACGACGAUAAGGGUGACCUCGACGAUAUUGUUUUGAUCGACUAUCAGCUCAGCUUCUGGUGCUCACCCGCGAUCGAUCUGCUGUACUUCAUGUGCACUUCCGUAAACGGCAAUGAACGGUUUACGCAAAUGGACUACCUGGUGCACUACUACCACAAGCACCUCGUGCGUGAGCUGACCUUUCUCGAGUACUCGGGCGAGAUUCCCACGCUACCGGAACUACACUCGGACCUGAUUGCGCACCAUCUGUACGGGUUCGUCGUGUCGUUCUCGAUCCUACCGAUGGUUCUAAUGGAGAAAACCGAUGACGCCUCGAUGGAUCUGAUGCUGGAUCAGGGCGACGCCGGGCUGGCGUUCAAGCUGAAGAUGUACAACAACCCCGCGUACGUCCGGCAGAUGGAGCAAAUUAUGGACUACUUCUACAACAGCGGUGCCUUCGAUAUCCUGGGACUCGGCACCCAACAGCCGGCGGGCAUCGAAUGCGAUGCGGCCGUACAACUGCCGGUCUGGCUCACCCGGGACUUUAUCCAAGACCUGGUGAACAGGAACUUCACAACAGGGGAUAGAGUGGCCGGUACCGUGAGAAGUGCGUUCGUGAGAAACACAACGCAAAAGAACGACACCAGCUCCCCGGCACUGUACUCGGUGCGGGUGACCCUAUUCCACGAGAGUCCCGGCACCGAAGAGCUUGUCUCGUUCGUGAUCAAGGCUCCACCGAAAGGAAACACAGCGGCGUACGCGCGGGAUAAGGACGCCUACGUGCGGGAGCAGCAACUGUACGAUGAUCUGCUGUCAGAGUUUGAGCAAAUGUAUCGGACCCGCGGAGACUGUGUGACCUUUGGUCCACGAUCGUACAGACCGCGUGCCGGUUUACCCUACGAGGUGAUCGUUUUGGAGGAUCUAAGCGCCAGUGGGUACCGCAUGGUGGCCAGUCCGUGCGAUGGGCUGGAUAAGCAGCAUACCGAAGCUGUGCUUGACCAUAUGGCCAAGUUCCAUGCGGCGUCUGCCGUGUUCCGUGAGUUGGGAGGUUUCCUACCGAAGGAACUACGAGAGGGGUGCUGUGCGAUGGAGCUGGCAAAGGCAACCGAUCAGCAUUUGUCUCCCACAUUAGACCGCGUUUUCGCCUACUUGAAGGACCUCGAUUUCGCCGAACAGUACGUGGAGGAUUUGGAAACGGCCACCGGGCACGUCUUUAGCUCGCUGCUCGAUACCGCGUCCCUCGAUGCCGAUGCCUUCUGUGUGCUCAAUCAUGGUCAGAUGGAACUGCGCAAUCUGCUGUUUGCCUACGCCGAGGGGGGCACCGUAGGCCGGGUGGCGCUGAUCGAUUACCGCAACGCGGCCUGGGGAUCGCCAGCUUUCGACCUGAUCCAUUUCCUGUUUUCGUCCGUCUCGCUGGACCUCAAGCUGUCGCAGCAGGCACACUUCCUGCGCUACUACCAAGAAAAGCUGGCCCGUCACUUGCUGUGCCUCGGGUACUCGAAACCGCUACCGACCCUGCAGAAGUUGCAUAUCGAUUUCAACAAACGACUGUUUGCCGCCAUCAAGACCACACUGAUCGAUCUACCGAAAGCGUUAGCUGUACCGGUAGACGAGAGCGUUCCGGAGUCACCGUCCGAGAAACCACUAUUCACCAACGGCUGUUACGGGGACCAAAUGAAACUACUUUUACCCGUCGGCACUAGUCGAUCGACGAGCGCCACGAACGCCGGAUUACCGAAGACUCGCCGCCGUAACGCUUCACCUUCGCGGCUGUCGGAAAUAAGUGUUUCCAGGUCGUCGUUUACGGCCAGUUCGGCCAUGUCGCUGGCGAGCGCUUCGCUCGAGGCACCGCGCAGAAAAAUGGUCAACAUCAGCUGGUUGGACGAUGGUUUCCUGUCGGGCGUGUUGGCAACCACGGAAGCCGGCUUUUCGCGCCUGGUCUCGUACGAGGUGGCCUUGGCCACCAAAAAGGGUGACAACUACGCGAGUGACAUGUACCGUGUAGCGGUGCAUUACGAAACCGGGGCCGGCGAAACGGUUCGUCGAAAUCUGAUACUUAAGGUUAUGCCAUCCGGGGAGCUCCAGCAGCAGGUGAUGGAGGAGAAUAGCAUCUAUCCGCGGGAAACCGUCAUCUACCGGGAGAUACUGCCCAAGGUGUACGCGCUUCUGCGCUCGAUCGGCGACCCCACGAUUAUCUCUCCGAUUUGCUUAAGUACCGAAAGUGGUGGCGCCUCGAAACAGAUGCUGGUGUUUGAGGAUGCGCGCGAGCAAGGCUUUCAGAUGGUGGACCGUCGGUUUGGGUUGGAUUUGGAGCAGGCCCGCCUAGUGAUGGUGAAGCUGGCGAAGCUUCAUGCUUGCUCCAGCAUACUGUACGAGUCUGAUCCGCAGCUGUUCGAGCUUACGCUGGAAGGGUGCAUCAGCGAUAAUCCCAAGAAGCAGUCGUUCCUACCGUACUAUCGGCUCUGUGUGCAGCAGGUCAUCCGGCUGGUGAGGGAGUGGAACGCACCGGAAGAGUGGAAUGUAAUACUGGAGAAGCUGGAACAGUUGGAACACAAAAUCAUCCCGUACGGCUGCGAGGUUUACCGGCGCGACGAGAGUUCGUUCAAUGUGCUCAACCACAACGACAUUUGGGUCAACAAUAUGAUGUUCCGCUAUGGACGUGAGAAGGGCAACCUGGAAGAUGUUCUUCUGCUCGACUAUCAGCUCUCGUUCUACGGGUCGCCGGGGCUGGAUCUCAACUUUUUCCUGUUCGGCUCCCUGACGCCGGAAGUACGCUCGACACACAUGCCAGAGCUAGUGCAGGUUUAUCACGCCACGCUGCGCAACACAUUGGAGCGGCUUCACUACCGCGGGUCUAUUCCGUCGCUGCCGGACGUACACGUGGAGCUCAUUCGCAAGGGAUUCCACCGCGUUAAUGCCACCUUCCAGAUGCUUCCGAUCGCCUUGAUGGAAAACUCGGAGGAAGCCGAAAUGGACCUGCUGUUGGCGGCCAAUAAGUCCGGUGAAGCGCUGAGACGGCAACUGUUCGACAAUCCUCGUUACAUCACGAGCCUCCGGAAGGUGCUGCCGGAGCUUCACCGAAGCGGUUAUUUAGAUUGACAGAGGGCCCCCGUGUUUGCGUUUGCGGUCUCGGCUGUUUUGCAAAUAUUGUUUGAGCCUAACGUUUACACACAGUGCCAUUGUUUCUA